Messenger RNA from Didymodactylos carnosus, 771 nucleotides. NCBI's taxonomy places the organism in Eukaryota, Metazoa, Rotifera, Eurotatoria, Philodinida, Philodinidae. The record is from the annotation of a GenBank genome assembly.
AUGAUUACUAAUCUAAUGCAGAAAGUGAUUGGAUAUUUGCUUGCCUUUGGUGCGGGUGCAGGAGCCACUCAACUCUAUCGAAUGAGACAAAUACAUGAUAAUGCUGAUGUUGCUGGUUCUCCUAUGUCAAUGAAAUCACACAUAAUGGAUAAAGGAGCAGCCAUGUUGGGUCAUUUUGCACCGAUAAAUAGUAUUCAUCAACAUGUGUGUGGUUUUCAUUUUUAUUCUGGUCAAUUGAAUCGCCAAUUAACUGCUCAUCAUUAUUGUUCUCAUUUAAAUGAAGAUAUACGUCAAUGUGUUAUCUAUGAUUCAGACGCACCAAAUGCACGUCUCAUUGGUGUUGAAUAUAUUAUUUCGAGUAAAUUAUUUUCAAAGUUAACUGAUGAUGAAAAGAAACUAUGGCAUUCACAUAUACAUGAAGUGAAAAGUGGUGAGUUAGUGGGUAUUGGACUGCCAGAUUCAGUUGAAAAAGAAGCUAUGAAGGAAUUAAUCAGUACAUAUGGCAAAACUUUUCACACAUGGCAAGUGGACAGAGGCGAUCCAUUACCAUUGGGUAUUCCACAAUUAAUGAUGGGAUUUACAGCCGAUGGACAAGUAAAUCCAAGUUUAGUGAAACAACGUGAUGAACAUUACAAAAUAAGUUCAGAACAAAAACGUAUAAAUCGUACAGAUAUACCAUUACCAGAGAAAGAUGUUAUGAGUGAUUAUUGGAUGAAAUCGAAUAAAGCUAUUCAAUUGGACAUUAAAGAAUCAAAAAUGAAAAUAAAAUAG